Dichotomopilus funicola is the source of this 1734-nucleotide messenger RNA. RefSeq lists its product as uncharacterized. The transcript has 2 exons. Gene Ontology annotation, biological process: DNA replication. The record is from RefSeq and is a predicted model, not a curated record. Gene Ontology annotation, cellular component: nucleus; nuclear origin of replication recognition complex. NCBI's taxonomy places the organism in Eukaryota, Fungi, Ascomycota, Sordariomycetes, Sordariales, Chaetomiaceae. Gene Ontology annotation, molecular function: DNA replication origin binding. The coding region runs from base 1 to 1734 and encodes 577 amino acids.
AUGGCUCGUAAAAAGUCCGCAACCGAAGCGCCAGCACUACGCGCCUCUCGAAAACGCGACCUCUCACCAGACCCCUACGACAUCCCCGAAGAGAAUGAGACCCCGAAACGACGAAAGCGCUCGGAAGCCACAGUCGCCGUCGCGGCAGACGGGAGCGACGGGGAUGAGAAUGGCACCAUUGAGGCGUCAAACCCCACGAUUCAGCUGACACCCGCGAAACGACGAGGCCGCCCUCCAAAAUCCGCGACCGCAGGAACGCCAAAGGCCCAAGCAACAACACCGAAGAGACGCGCACAGAAACCGCUUGCCGAGACCCCAAUACGGCUCAAUGGCACCGAUACGCCUAGCAGACGGAACAUCGCCGACAGAUCGGCAAGGAGGAAAAGCGCCAGGGCCCUCAUCGACCGAGUGAUUGGAGGCGAGGUCAGCGACGAUGAGGUAGAAGGAGGAGACAUUGCUCGGGAGAUCUACGAGUCGAGCGAGGAAGAGGAUGAAGAAGUACAAGAGGAAGUGGCAGUGGGCGAGGGAGAAGGCGAGGAGGAAGAAGACGCACAGGAGCCAGAAACCCCCUCAAAAACACCAGGGCGAAAGCGGAGGACCACCACCCGCAAGCGAUCACCAACUCCUCCACGCGACCUGCCACCGCACGAGCAAUACUUCUACCAAAACAAACCCGGCCUAGCACGAACCUCCAACAACACGCUCUCCUCCCUCAACCUCCUCACCCACGACGAAUACUUCACCAUCAUCCGCCAACUCAAAGACCCCCACGCGGCCAACGUCACAUCCCUCGAGUCCUUCCACGCCGAGUCCUUCCCCCAAUGGGCCUUCGAGCUCUCCCAGGGUUUCAGCACCUGCUUCUACGGCUACGGCUCCAAACGCCGUCUCCUCCACAACUUUGCAACCUACCUCGCCUCCCAGGACCCCCCCACCCAAAAAAUCGUCAUCAUCAACGGCUACGUCCGAACACUCACCCAGCGGGACAUCAUCUCCACCCUGGCCUCUGCCCUCCCAUCCUCCUCCUCCUCCUCCUCCUCCUCCGCACCCCGCCCAACAACCCUCCAAUCCCUCCUCACCACCCUCUCCUCCCUCUCCCCCCCAACAAUCACCCUAACAAUCCUAAUAAACUCCAUCGACGCCCCCCCCCUCCGGCGCCCCGCCCUCCAAUCCCUCCUCACCCACCUCGCCUCCCACCCUGCCAUCCACCUCGCCUGCACAGCCGACACCCCCGAUUUCCCCUUCCUCUGGGACGCCGCCCAACGCGCCUCCUUCAACCUUCUCUUCCACGACUGCACGACUUUCGCCACUCCAGCGCCCUGCGAACUAGAUGUCGUGGAUGAAGUGCACGAGUUGCUGGGUCGGAAAGCGAGACGGGUGGGCGGGAAGGAGGGCGUGGCGUUUGUGUUGAGGAGUUUGCCGGAGAAUGCGAGGGCGCUGUUUCGGUUGUUGGUGGGGGAGGUUUUGGUUGCUGCUGAGGAGGGCCAGGGGGGAGGGGGACAACCUGGUGGUGGUGGAGGGGGGGAUGAGGAGAUGGCGGUGGACUAUCGGAUGGUGUAUAAUAAGGCGGUGGAGGAGUUUAUUUGCAGUUCGGAGAUGGCGUUUCGGACGUUGUUGAAGGAAUUCCACGACCACCAAAUCAUCACCAGCCACAAGGACUCGAUCGGCACGGAACUGCUGAGCCUGCCGUUCCGUAGAGAGGAGUUGGAGUCUAUUUUGGAGGAGUUGACAACAUGA